GCGGGGUUCUAGGCUCGGGGCUCAGCAGGCAGCAGCGGUCGCUGGGGUCAGCUAGAGAGGUGGCAGCUGAGCGGCAGGGCUGGGGCUGGGGAAGGAACGGCGACUUGGGCGGGGUAGGAGGGCCGUGGACGCUCAUGGCGGGCAGCGUGGACGAGGAGACGCUGCACCAGUUGUACCUGUGGGUGGACAACAUCCCCCUGUCCCGGCCCAAGCGGAACCUCUCGCGGGACUUCAGUGACGGAGUCCUGGCUGCUGAGGUGGUGAAGUUUUACUUUCCCAAGAUGGUGGAGAUGCAUAACUAUGUUCCAGCUAAUUCUGUACAGCAGAAAAUCAACAAUUGGAUUCACCUGAAUAGGAAGGUGCUGCACAAGCUGAAUUUCUCUGUCCCUGAGGAUGUCAUCCAGAAGAUUGCCCAGUGCUCCCCCGGAGUGGUAGAACUGGUGCUGAUUCCCCUGAGGCAGAGGCUGGAGGAAAGAAAGCGAAAGAAGCAGGAGGAGGCGGGUCUCCAAGAAGGCAGUAACUACAUGGAUGUGGGUUUCUCCCAGAGGACCCAAGGGGAUGGUACCACAGACCCCCGGAAAACAGGGCAGCUCAGGGGAGGCAAGUUUCUCCCUGCGUAUAGCCAGGCCUUGCAGGGGGACCCAAACUUCCUAGUACAGAUGGCUGAGAAGGAGCAGGAGUUGCUGGCCUCCCAGGAGACAGUCCAGGUCCUUCAGAUGAAGGUACGACGCCUGGAACACCUGCUGCAGCUCAAAAAUGUCCGUAUUGAUGACCUGAGUCGGCGCCUCCAGCAGGCCCAGCGCAAGCCGCGGCAAAAGAGGCAUCCCUUGGAACCUGAACCCAGAGCCCGGACAUCCUUCCUGCUUCCUGAAGCCCUGGGCACUGUGGACCACUCCUCUGCCCUCCACACGCUCUGGGAGGACUUGGCCCUGGCACUCAUUUCCAGUUACACCCCCUGCCACGCGUGUCCCUGGGCACCAUCCGCCAGAGCCCUGAGUCAUCUUGUCCUGAGCCAGAGGAGGAUGUGCCCGGCUUCCUCAGGUUUUCUCCUGGCCCCGGGCCCCCCUCCCCACCACGAUGAGGGGGAGCCCAUCCCAUGCGCCCGUCUUUCCCACUCCCACUCGUCAGCCAAGAGCAAUAGGACCGGCCAGGGCUUCCGAUGGCCGGGACGUCAAGGAUAGAGGUCAGGGCUUAACUCAAGGCUGGGGAAGAGACACAGGCUGCCUGCCUUUAGCCCCCUGCCUUAGCAAGGACCAGCCCUUCUCAGUUCUGGAAAGCAGAUGCCACAGGUCCUUCUGUCACUCAGAUCCCCAAGGAAAAAGGGCUGGGGGAGAGAGAGAGAUGAUGGGGAGAGAAAGCUGGAACAUCCCCCCCAAUAAACAUGCUCUGCUCUGAUGGUCUGCUGAGUGACUCUGGGCUCUGCCUCUUGGCCCUGGCUCUGUGGAUGCCUGCUCCCCCCACUCUUUGCCUUCUUACUUUGGGCAGUCAUCUUUAUGCCCUAUGGGACGUGGUGGUUAAAAGGCCGGCCCUGUUAGAAUCUGGAUGCCUUAACCAGAGUCCCCGCAUCCAGGCUGAACUCCAGCCCUGACCCAGAGCUGACCCCUAGCUAAACCUGCUCAAAGAGGGACCCUAAACUCUGACCAAAGGCUACCCCCGAACCCUGGUCAAUGGUAAAUCAUUCCAACCUUUGCAAGAGAUUAUCCCCCUGGCCCUGACCAGAGGCCAGCUCCUGCCCUGAUCACUGACUGGCCCCUGAGCCUGGUCAUGGGUUGACUUCCAGGAUUCCGUGGGGUUUUGACCUCUCUCAGCAUAUACUGGUUGCUCAACCUGGCAGCCAAAUUCUUCCAGGCCAGCGGGUAGCAGUAAAUAGCAUUGUGGCAUGGGGCUUGGGGGAAGGGCAGGAGUCAGGAAACCAAAUGGGGAAGUGGGGUAUCUAUGCCCGUAAGUUCCCCAUCUCCAUUCCUGAUGAAAACCAUCCCUACUUCUGGCCCAGUCUUCUUGUAGACAUAGGUCUCCUCCAGGCUCUUUCCUGAUACGACAGCACUUUAUCUACAUCAAGUACCUUCUGGCUGAAGGCAUCACCUUCAAGCAUCUGUCUGUCUCCCAGAACUGUCCUGGUUCCAAGUUGCUAAUUUCAGAGGCUGCA
Molecule: messenger RNA, 2146 nt
Organism: Dromiciops gliroides (monito del monte)
Lineage: Eukaryota; Metazoa; Chordata; Mammalia; Microbiotheria; Microbiotheriidae
Gene: SPEF1
Product: sperm flagellar 1
Exons: 8
Coding region: 135-1181 (348 amino acids)
Biological process (GO): regulation of cytoskeleton organization
Cellular component (GO): axoneme
Molecular function (GO): microtubule binding
Source: RefSeq, a predicted model, not a curated record